This is a messenger RNA of Physella acuta, 3764 nucleotides long. RefSeq names its product putative WD repeat-containing protein alr3466. Gene Ontology annotation, biological process: ribosomal large subunit assembly. Gene Ontology annotation, cellular component: nucleolus. Lineage: Eukaryota; Metazoa; Mollusca; Gastropoda; Physidae. The record is from RefSeq and is a predicted model, not a curated record. Gene Ontology annotation, molecular function: protein binding.
UGUUGCUAUGAAAUACUAUGAUGGCGGCAAAAUGAUAGUAUUUCUUGUCUUUUUAUAAGAAUGUGUGGAUAUUACUAUUAAUAUUAUGUUUCAUUUUUUUUCGAUUUUAAAUAAAUAUUUAAAAUGGCUAUGGUAAAACAGUAUGAUGUUAAAGAAACGCAUACACGAUCAAUUACUGCAGUUGGCCAUAAUCCGAUCAGACGUGAAAUCUUUCUAGGUUUUGAAGAUGGUGUUAUCAAGUCUUAUGAAGCUGAAAGUGGUAAACCAGUACAGACAUUUUAUAAACACAAAGGAUGGGUGACAGACUUCUUUUUUUGGAAUGAUGAGAAACUUUUAUUUUCUUCAGCCAAUGAUGCAAACAUUGUUGUAUGGGGAACAGGGGGAGGAGCUGUUGAAACUGUCAAUAUGGGUGUUCCUGUUUACUGCAUGACUGUUAAUCCCAGAAGACGCCAGCUUGUCUGUGGUAUCAAUGGAGGUGUACGAGUGUAUGCUCUAUAUGAAGAAACAGGGUCAGGCCACUAUAUUAAUGUGAAGCCUCUAUAUUUUGCUCAAGAGCACACAGACAUAGUCCGUUGCAUUAUAUGCCAUGAGUCAAGAAUAUAUUCAGCAGGGUAUGAUCAGCGUCUAAUAAUAUAUGACUCUUCAUACACGGGGGACAACAGCCUUAUACCUGUUUUUAAUAAUGUCAUUCACGAUGCUGGCAUUGCUUGCAUGGUUCUAGCCAAGGAUAAUGAAAAUAAUAUAUGGCUACUCACUGGCUCAUUUGAUAAAACAAUGAAGAUCUGGUCACUUGACGGCAAACUGAUCCACAAGCUGGACAGCUUCCUGUCCACGGUCAGUGGCAUCUGUUACAUCCCAAGGAACAAGACCAUAUGGGCAGCUGGAGGAACCUACCACGCUAAUAUGUAUGACCCCAAGUCAGGUGACAAUGUGUCUGAUUUCAUUGGGACAUUUGCUGAACAAGAGGAUGAUGAAAAAUACCAUUUACAAAUUCUGAAAUUUUUUCCUGAAUUCAAUCAAGUUGUGGGUUCCAGCAAUAGAAGACAUCUGAUAGUCUGGAAGUACAACUCUUCUGGGUGUAUGACCACACUCAAGUGUAAGGCAGCAUUGGAGAGUCUUAGUUACACAUCAAAGGUUCCACUUUUAAUAUUCAGUGGGGAUAUGGAUGGGACAAUUAUCAAGUGGGAGAGGAUGCAGUCCAACCAUUUCAUGUACAGCAAAGAGGUCUUCACCCCGAGUGAUUCCAAGAUCAAGAAGAAGAGACGAGCUGGCACCAAGACAAGGGAGAUGAUGCUAGAACAAGAGUACAACAACCAGCUGCUCAGUCGACCCAGCACACAGUCAGAUGGGGGGGUCAAGAGGGCACAAAGUCACUACGCCUUCAACAAACCAUCUAUUCCACCAAUUUCAUCUCACAAGCACCCAAACACAACCAUUUUAAAAAUUCUUUUUGUUGAGAGUUUGGACUACGUCAUAGCAGCCUCAGAGGAUAGCAAUGUUUAUGUGUGGGGAUUUGAUGAAGCAGCUGUACAAGUAUUGCAAGGCAUGAAGCCUCUCGACCUUGAGAUUUUAACCAAAAAAUAUGCUGUCCUCCUCGAUACAGAGUCAUCACUGCUGCCAGAAAAUUCUGUUUUAUCAACCGACAACGACUCUGUGACCAAUCGUGUGGCUGGUUUUAUCCUCAAGUACGUCUUGACUGAACACUUAAGCUGUGUAACAAGUCUGGUGCUGGUUGACAGGGAGCCGGGAGUAGAGGGGACCUACAUUCUCAGUGGUGGAUGGGACAGAAGAAUUUGCAUCUGGGACUUAGAAGCAGGAAGGUUGAAAGACACGUUCAAGAUUGAGCCUAAUGCUACCUCUUUGAUAAAUGAGUUAGCCUGUGAUGAUGUCAUUACUGACAUGGAUAUAAACCCUGAUAGGAUGGAGUUUGCAUAUUCCUGUGCUGACAAGAUGGUUUACAUACGCAAGUUUUCUCUGGUUGGUAGCAAAAUGACCUUGUGUAACACCCUUCAAGGUCAUGAUGGAGAGGUCACGUGUGUGAGGUGGAACAAGAUUUGCCAGAAGUGGGUCACAGGAGGGGAAGAUGGGACCAUUCGAAUAUGGUCUGGUCAAGGCAUGAAUGAAUGUGAGCAGGUUCUCUCAACUCAAGGUGGCGUCACCUGUCUAUGCAUUGACCGCGAGCAUGGCAGCAUCAUUGCAGGUGUCCAACGUUUCAUCAAAGUUUAUGAUGCUGAGCACUACAGACUGGUACAGAACAAUGUUGGUCACACUGAGACAGUUAAAAGUAUCAUUCACGUCACAGAGAGGCAUCAGUAUGUUUCCUGUUCUGCUGAUGCAACCAUCCGAGUGUGGAAUGCAUGGAAGAUGCCCCGGAGAAGGAACAGCCCAGUCAAACAUGAGAAAGAGAAGCAGCUGUUCUCCAACCUCCAGAGACAGCUGAUUGAGCUGGAGGAGUUUGAGAAGAGGGAAGAGGAGGAGACAGACAGACAAGGGAAUGAGGAGACAGACAGACAAGGGAAUGAGGAGACAGAGAGACAAGGGAAUGAGGAGUUUGAUGAAACUGAUGAUGUCAGAGACAUGGAGGAACCACAAGAAGAAUAACUCAGUUAACUAGUAUCAUGCUCUGGUUGUUUUAUGUUCUUAGCCAGACACAGUUACCUCCCCUUUUAGGCUAGUUGGGGGCAAGUAAAAUAUUGGCACAUACACAACAUCAAACUACACCAGCACAUAAACAUCAUCAAACUACACCAAUACAUAAACAACAUCAAACUACACCAGCACAUCAACCACAUCAAACUACACCAGCACAUAAACAUCAAACUACACCAACACAUCAACAACAUCAAACUACACCAAUAUAUAAACAACAUCAAACUACACCAAUACAUAAACAACAUCAAACUACACCAAUACAUAAACAACAUCAAACUACAUCAGCACAUAAACAACAUCAAACUACACGAGCACAUACACAACAUCAAACUACACCAACACAUAAACAACAUCAAACUACACCAACACACAUAUAACAAAAUCAGUUGUUAAUGCUAUCCAACUGGGGCAGCAAUCAAAUCAUUUGAUUUUUAUUUUAAAUACCCCACACAAAGCGCUUAGCAAAAUUGUUUGGGGAAAUCAUUCUUUCCCUGCAGCAAUAUGUCAUCCUGUGUAUAUGUUCACUGGUGUAUGUGCUAAUGUUUCAUGGCUGUAUGUGCUGGUGUUUCAUGGCUGUAUGUAUCGAUGUCAUGACUUCCUAUGUACACUUGAGAUAUGUGAUAGUGGCCCGGGGAAAUUUAAAUCCUGUUUAAUUUUUUCACAGAAAAUUUUUAUUACAGAAAAUAACUUGAGAAUGAAUUAUGAAACUUGAAAUUGGUUUUGUUUAUAUGUCUUUUAGUAAGUAAAGUUCCCUUUCAAACCUGAUGGUCUACUGGGCAAGUGAAGUAGUGUUCACUUGUUUCUGUGACCUUGGCAAAUGAAGGGAUAGUGUGGUCAGCACUAUGCCCAACCGCCUUUACUUUCCCUAAUGUGAGUUAGGUACCCAUCAGUUGGGUGGACUCAGGGACGGUCUACUGACUUGAACCUGGAUUUGAACUUGAUACUUACGGAUGGCAGUCCAGCUCUCUACCGCUAGGCCACUCCUUUAAAAUUUAGAAUUUGUAUAAAAUAAUUAUUUAGCAAAAAUUUACUGCUUUACAGUAUUCCUGUUCAUUGAGACUGGCUCAGCGGGCUGUGAUGAUAUUGAAGAGGGUUAGUUUUAUUGUCAAGUG